GCCACGGAGAGGGCACGCACACACACACACACACACACACACACACACACACACACACACACACACACACACACACACACACACACACACACACACACACACACACACACACACACACACACACACACACACACACACACACACUCAAACACACCCACACACUCAAACACACACAAAUAGACAACAUGUAUUGUGAACGUUGGAACGUUGUUUGCAUCUGCACACAAACACGCCUUACCAAGCCACAAAUAGCGUAAUAAGCUUGAAGUUACAGUCACGGUGGAGUCAGCUACGACUCCAUUGGUGAGUUCCAAGUUUCAAUGUACCAGGAGGACCAGAAUUUGGACUUUGAUGAUAUUUUUGAACGAUUCCUCACUAACGUCAGCACAUUAUUAAGUGUUUCAUAGUAGCAACACAAAAGAAAGUCAAGGUUGUUUUGUGCCAUGAGGCAUGACUUUACUUAAGGUUGACUCACAGUCAACCUUAUUAAGUGAACCAAUAACCUGGUAGAACAUUGACCGAUGCUAGUCCUUUUAAUCAAGAGCAGAACAAACAAAGAGCAUAAAGGCAGGCAGCUAAAGAGAGCAAAGAGCACAGGGAUACUGUCCACUUUAACUGAAGGGGUUUCUUUCCAUGGAGAGCAAGGGAUCUUCAUGGGGCAGUGCACCAGACCUGUAGAUUUCAGCUCAGCUGAGGACCCGCAGAAAACAUUAAGAUCAAUCCUUACCCCCUGAAGACUCUGACUGAAUGCAGCAGAUGAACUCAAAGCACAGAUCUGACGAGCGGACCGGCCAGCUUGUUAAACAGUUCCAUCCAGCCUUUCUAAUGACGUGGAUUAAUAAAUUAGGGUCAUACCGUUUUUCAGCUUUCCGUGGCUACAUGUACAAACCCGAUACAUUUCUGCCUUAAUCAGCCAAUUUACUCUCACUCUGGCUCCCAGAGUGAGAGUAAAUUGUAAAGCAUUCCUUUCCCCAUUAUGCAAGCAUUAUUCAUGACUAACUCACUGAAGAUCUGGACACGCCCUGGCUUGCUUUACCCUAGUCAUGGAGCUUCUCUAAUGGGUCAUGUUAAAAUAGAUCCACGGCAUUGGCAGGACUCGUGGGCUACUCUUGUAUGAGGAAGAACCAAUUGUUUAAUCAUUGACUAUUAUUAUUAACUGAACUCAUGUAUAUUUUAAUCCCUUUUUGGAUUGCACAGGACAUUCUUUUUUGUUGUGAUUCAGUUUGGCACUUAAUGAUAAUUUUUUUUUUUGUUUUUAGCUUAUUUUUGGUUAGGGUAAUAAAACCAUACAAUAUUAUUCUGAUGAUAAAUGGUGUUCAGAGUCUGUAUGUGUGUCCUUUUUAUUUUUCAUUAUACUAUUUCAUCCAUUUUUUUUAUUAGAGAAUUGCCUUAUUGUUUUAUUAUAACCCAAACUCAAUCUGUUGAUCAGGGUUAGGGUUAGUUAUUGUGUUGAAAACGUUCUUGAUGUCAUAGUGUCACCUCUGAGCGCUGUUUCGGUCCAUAAUUGCACCACCAAUCAGCGCUGUUUGACAGCGGACUUGAAUUCCUCUGUGUUUAUACAUACACUGUCUAAAAUGGUUCCCUCCUAUAUCCUUCGAGGAAUCAAUAUGAAUUAAUGGAAAUCAAACACAAUCAAUCACAUCUCUAUAAAAACCCGUCGUCUGCCCAACAACGUGCUGUCGCCUCCCCAGCAGCGUGCUAUCGCCUCCCCAGCCCUGCACUGAUUCCCGGUGGCUCAGAUCCAGUUGUUCUUGUCUAGCCAGUCGCGGCUGUAAGGAGGGUGCAGGUGAAAGGACCGAGGAGGGAGAGGGAGGCACCCACACAGAAAAGCAGAGGAGGAGACAGCUAUCAGAAACAAAAGAUGACUGCGUAAAACAAAAUGGAUACGGCAAAACAAAGUGUUUGCAGUCUGUCCUCCAAAGCAUCCCAUGUAAACAAUGGCGAAGGUAGCGGCCAAGCCCAGGACGAAGCGGCAGCCCAGUGGGCAGACCGGGGAGGAGGGCUGGAGUGGCAAAAAGAUCAGGACACUGCCGAGAUGGACUCCGUCGAUGGGAUCCUCACUGCCGAUCCCCUCCUUGUCCACAGGGGGUCAGAAAACGUCAAGCAUAAGUUCCACUCCAUGGCCUAUACUCCCUCUGUGUGUGUCUUCCAGAGACGGACCAAGCAGAAGGUCGUGACCAACUUUGCGACGGUUAAGGGGAUAUCUGCGGCCAGUAAACCCCGAGCCGCCCUGAAACAGGUCCUCUUCAGCCAGGGUGUGUCUGACAAGAACAACGUUCCUGAGGACAGGGUGCAGGUGGAGGCCUUGAAGCAGGCUCUGCAGGCCUACCGUGUGCCUGCGGACCUGAGGUGGGUCUGGGAGGGGCCCGGCCAGGGUACCACGCUGGAGAACAGCUGGACGGACAUCGUGAAGUCCCACUCGACCAUGUCAAAGAUCCAGAGACACCAGCAGGAGGCGCUGUGGGAGUUUGUUCAUACCGAGCUCACUUACAUUAACAAGCUGACAGUCAUCAAGGAUCUGGUUAUUGCUGCCCUGGUCAACCUGCAACAGCAUGGGUUCCUCCUGGAGAUCACCCCCAGGUCGCUCUUCUCCAACCUCUCUUUAAUCCUCAAUGCUCACCGCCAGUUCUGGCAGGAAGUGAUCUAUCCCAUGUUACAAGAAGUGCGAUGGACAGGGAUGCCCUUUGACCCCAGGAGUUUAGAGGCGGGCUGCCUGCAGUUCAGUGAGCGUUUCUCCAGCUACAUACCGUACUGCUGGGAGCAGGAGAACACGUUGGAAUUUGCAAAGCGGCAAAUCGACACAAACCCUCAUUUUGUUGUUUACCUGAAGUGGGUGGAGACCCAUCCUCAGUGCAACCGCAUGCGUCUGGGGGACAUGCAGGCCAAGCCCCACCAGAGGAUCACCAAGUACCCCCUGCUGCUCAAGGCCGUGCUGAAGAACACCCCUGACCCUGACCUACAGCAGACCAUCAGGGACAUGUUGUCUAGUGUAAACGGUUUUCUGGAGACCAUCAAUGACUACCUGAGGUGUAUGGAUGAAGAGCAUGCCCUUUCCAUCUCUGCCCAGAGACUAGAGGGAUAUGAAGUACCGGGAAUAAAUGAGGAAAUUGACAAGCAUAUACGAGAGUUCUGCCACUUUGACCUGACACUCCCCAUGGUGGGAGUCGGUCCCACGUUUGUUCGGAAACUUCUGCUGGAGGAGAACCUGAAGAUGCGUGGUGGGAAAGACAGCAAGGAAGAGGUGGUGGCCCUGCUGUUCUCAGAUGUGCUGCUCAUUUCCAAAGUGCAGAAGAAGGUGGAGAGGCUGAAGGUGGCGCGCCCUCCUCUGGCUUUGGACAGGACCUGCUGUGUGCCGCUGAAAGACGGCUUUUCAUUUCUUCUCGUGGAGGUCAGUGAGCUUGGCUGUGCUAUGAACGUCUACAUAUUUGUGACGGCCACUGCAGUGAGCUGCUCCAAGUGGGUCUCCACCAUUCAUCAGGCAAAGGCCACGCUGAAGACCCUGAAAGAGGUUGAAACCAGCAGACAGUUGGACAGCCAGAGAAUCCAACCCUCUUACACCAAGCCCAUCGAGGAGGCCAAAGAGGAAACCAUGGAGACUAUCAACGAACAUGUUGAGCAAUCAGCGGACGAUACCAUUCUGCAUCAACCUUCUGUGGAACCUCUUAAAAUCCAAUCCGGAAACGGUUUGUUUAAGCUCCCUUCAUUACCGGUGGCAAUUCAACCUUCAACCUAUCUACCUGUAAAUGACAGUGACACAAUACCUACUCCUCAGUUCAAAGCAACAGAGCCUCAGAGCAAGUCAUUGAGCAUCUCCUCCAGUAAACCGUUAGACAACAAGACUCCUGAGUGGAUUGAAAAGCAGGUGAAGCAAAGGGCAGAUGAAGAAGUGGAGGUAGUGUUUCUAGGGUCAGAAGAGCGAAGGGUCACAUGGAAUCACAACAAGACCUCUGCAGCAGAUAAUUUGAGAAGCAAACCCAAAGAUGGAAAAAAUCCCUUCAUCGGUAAAUACCCAGAGGUAGACUAUCCGACCGUUGAACCGGUCGCCCCUCCAAAAGACCAUCUACUGAGCAACUCCCCCAACUCAUUCGAAGAGGUUCCAUCAUCACCCGUUGGCGGGACAACAAGGCCAAUGAAGACGGGGUACAAUAUCCAGCUGGUGGACCAUAAGGUAUGGACAGACCCCGGCAAAAGCCUUUCAACGGAUGUGGCUUUUCUAGAAGUGGGGAGGUUCUCCAGAAAAUUAAAGUCCCCCAGGUUACGCAGAAGAACACAACACGUCGAUGCAUACCAGACCCACGGGACUGUUUUUGGAGAAUCAGAGAUGGUGUGGACAACUCCACCCACCAACUCUUCAUCCAACUCGGACUCGGACUCCAGUCAGAAACUCCAAGGACACUUUGACCAGAGACACACAAACAACGACACCAGCCUCAGAGUGCUCAAGCUUGGCUUUCUGAAGACGCACCCGGCGCUGUUCUUGAACAUGUACGAAAACCACGUCUCUCCAGAGCCUGAGACUUUCUCUGAGCCGGAACUUCCCCAGGAGCUCCCAGAGGAGAGGAACUCUGUCAAAGCACAGAGGAGUGCCUCCAUACCGGACAUUCACAAGCUUCACGCCACCUCCACCAGCCCAGUGCUGAGAACAUAUAUUGGGGAGCGAUCUCCUCGCUUCAACCGCCACCCACAUGCACACGUGUCUCCCGUGGAGGGGCUCUUGGAACGUGCCAAAGUGAGGGUCCGGAGAGAAGGAGGGCAAACUGGAAGGAAUGAGAACGUGCAGGACACAAGGACAUGGAUCCCGCCACCUUCUCCUCCAUUGUUCUCCGAGUCGCUGUGUCCAUCGCCCAGCGAUGGGGACCGGGAGGUGGAGCUGAUGAGACACAGAGUGCCCACAGUCAGUCAGGGAUGGAGGGAACAACUUGUCGAUGGAGAUGCAGAAGACAAGAAGUACAGCCAUAUCUUCGUGAAUGAGCUGAGUGUGGAUUGGCCAGCCUUGUGCUUCGACGAUGAUCAGGAUAUCGAUCAUCUCGAGCCGAUUGACGUCAGCAACGAAGGCACAGGGAUUCUGGAGGACAUUCAAAGGACACUUACCACAUUGAACAUCAGAAGAGUCCAAGAAUCAAAGAUCAGCCAGGUGUAAUUCAGGCUGGAUCAGGUCUCAAGACUGGAUGGACCUCAGAUACCAAUUGAAAUGUGUGUGUGUGUGUGUGUGUGUGUGUGUGUGUGUGUGUGUGUGUGUGUGUGUGUGUGUGUGUGUGUGUGUGUGUGUGUGUGUGUUUGUGUCGCACACAUGAUUUGUUUGAAUUAUCAUGAUACAUCUUAGCACUUUUCAACCAAAUAGUGAGGAAAAAUGUGAGUAACGAAUGUACCAUUUUAAUUAACAGCAAAUUUAACUAAUGUGAUUAUUCAAUACUUAAUUUGCACCACAUCUGAUGUUAUUGCUUUAUAUAAAUUAUGGCUAAUGUGACAAUACUCUAAUUCAGCAACACAAAAAAUUAUAUAUUAUUUGUACCUAACAGAUGUAUAACUAUAAUUAAGUCAGUGUUUUUUUAUAAAUGGAUAAACAUAGAAAAUAUUUUUUUUGUUUCAAAUGAUCGAUUAGUUUACAUUUUGAUCUCUAAUUUAUUAAUGUUUACAAUUUUAAUUUUAACAUUUCCACAUUAAAAUAUCUACAAUGACUUUGUUAUACAUUUUGUUGUUGUGUACUUACAUUAUCCCAUAUGCUUUCAACUACGUUCAAACUCAUAGAAAUAUGUAUUUUUAUUCUAGGCAACGCGUGCGUUUUAUUUGGUCGCCUAUCAAUGGCGUAAUUUCCCCUUUACCCCCUUACUUCCGGUUAACUAUUCCAGUAGAGACCUCAUUUAUUGAUAGGAUAUUUCAAUAUCGAUCUAGCUUUACUACG
This is a messenger RNA of Gadus chalcogrammus (walleye pollock), 5902 nucleotides long. It is a transcript of the gene plekhg6, whose product is annotated as pleckstrin homology domain containing, family G (with RhoGef domain) member 6. The record is from RefSeq and is a predicted model, not a curated record. Gene Ontology annotation, cellular component: endocytic vesicle; axon; plasma membrane. Bases 1880 to 5140 code for a protein of 1086 amino acids. Gene Ontology annotation, molecular function: guanyl-nucleotide exchange factor activity. Gene Ontology annotation, biological process: endothelial cell migration; Rho protein signal transduction. Lineage: Eukaryota; Metazoa; Chordata; Actinopteri; Gadiformes; Gadidae. The transcript has 15 exons.